Podarcis lilfordi (Lilford's wall lizard) is the source of this 10057-nucleotide messenger RNA. The record is from the annotation of a GenBank genome assembly. NCBI's taxonomy places the organism in Eukaryota, Metazoa, Chordata, Lepidosauria, Squamata, Lacertidae.
AGGAAACGGCCGCCCGGCCGCCGGCCCACGUGACGAGGGGGAGAAGCCGAACGAGGGAUGCUGAGGAAAGGGCCGGGCGAAGGGAAGGAGGAAGGGAGCUGAUCACCUGCCGCCCCGCUCUGCGUCACAGACUCCCCUCCUGCCUGUGCUUUGGACUGGCCUUUCUCUUGACUAUAAUUUGCUUUUUUGAAAACAGCAGCCUUUCACAAAAGAUACGGGUGUUCUAUACCCUCCAACGUGUCUCCGAUGAAAACAGGGACACCCUGUUCCACAACAACAACAAAAAGUAAUAAUUAUGAUAGUAAUAAUGCUUAUUUUUAUAUCCUGCCCAUCAGGCUUUCUCAAUAGAUGGGACCAUCAUGCAUUUUCCGUGUACGCUGAAGACGUUGUGCCUUUUCACCCUGAUCUUUGACAAUGGAUACAUAUAUAGGGUUCAACUUAUUCUCUUGACCAUAAUUUGCUUAAAACUGCUUUAUAAAGGUAAAGGGACCCCUGACCAUUAGGUCCAGUCGUGACCAACUCUGGGGUUGCGGCGCUCAUCUCGCUUUAUUGGCCGAGGGAGCUGGUGUACAGCUUCUGGGUCAUGUGGCCAGCAUGACUAAGCCGCUUCUGGCAAACCAGAGCAGCACAUGGAAACACCGUUUACCUUCCCACUGGAGUGGUACCUAUUUAUCUACUUGCACUUUGACGUUCUUUCGAACUGCUAGGUUGGCAGGAGCAGGGACCGAGCAACGGGAGCUCACCCCGUUGCGGGAUUCAAACCGCCGACCUUCUGAUCGGCAAGUCCUAGGCUCUGUGGUUUAACCCACAGCACCACCCGCGUCCCAUAAACUGCUUUAUACUGUGUUUUAAAAUUGCUGUAACCCACCCUGGGGUCUUGGUAAAGAAUGCGGAAGAAAAUGAAAUAAUACAUACCCUUCAACAUUUCUCCAAUGAAAGUGGGGUUUCCUCGUCUGUUGUUGUUGUUGUUGUAGUAGUAUUUAUACCCCACCGAUCUGACUUGGUGGCCCCAGCCACUUUGGAUGGCUUCCAACACAUAUAAAAACAUUAAACAUAUAAACAUAUAAAACAUUAAGCGUUAAAAAAACUCCCCUAUACAGGGCUGCCGUCAGAUGUCUUCUAAAGGUUGUAGUUACGUAUCUCCUUGGCUCAGUGGUGACACACAAUUCCAUAUCCUUCAACAUUUCUCCGAUGAUAAUAGGUCAUCCUAAAGAAAAGUGGGACAUUCCAGGUUCAAAUCAGAAACCAGGAUGGCUUCUGUAAUCUGGGACUGUCCCUGGAAAAUAGGGACACUUGAAGGUUCUGGUGCUCCCGACCUUGUAAUUCAAACAUAAAGUGAAGCUUAAAGACCAAUAUCAACAGUGCUAUCAGGAGACGUUUUCCCUCCCUAAUUAUAUCACAACCACAAUCCAUUUGUUGCAGGAUUAAAAUCUUAAAGAGUUGUACCCAACGAAGACCUACCCAAGGUAGUCCCACUGAAAUUAACGGAUUUCAGUUAGUCAUGCAUGUUAAUUUAAGUGGGUUUACUGAACGGAACUAAGCUCAGAUAUAAUGUAGAGGGAUUUAUUACAGAGAAAAUGGAUUGGCAGAUUGCAAUCCCACUAGAGGGAGCUAAAUUGAAAGAAGAUGAGGAAGAAAUGGAAUACUUGUCUGAGAUGUGCUGUUUGUGUGCUGAGCUUGAGAAGCCUCAUUCAAAGGCUGAUGCCUAAACCCAUUUGCCCAACUGCAUGGUAUAAGUUGUAUUUCCAACUGGCUAAAUAAAUAGAAUCACAGCCCAGCUUCUUCCUGAGCCUUUAACAGAGGUUUGAUAAUGCAGAAGUGAAUGGGUAAUACUUUAAAUGGCAUAGAGCCAAAGGCAAUUGCCAGUUCAUUUUUCAAAUCAAAUUGCUGUUGCAGCUACAGAUUCCAAGUUCAGAAGCUGGCAGCCCUAGACUGCACAUGGAACAAAAGUGGAUCUUGGUAAGUUCAGUAGGAUGGUGUUGUCUUGAAACACCACCAGAAGCGAGCCAAUAGAAUGCAGUUUCCCCACUCUGUCUCCCCUCUGCCAGCCCUUCAAGGCCCACAAUAAGGUUUCCUGGGUGAUAUAGGCUCUGGAUCUAAAACCAUCACAGCCAUCUUCCCACAUCAACUUCAGAAGAUGACGACAAAAAUGCAUUUUUAUUUCAAUAUGGUCCAUUGCUAAUCGGCACAAUGUUUGUUUUUCAUACACACCCUCCCCUCCCCCUGUGCCUGUUGGGUGAGGAAAGUGCCACACUUUAAUGACAUUAGGGCAAGGAGUAAGUUGAACUGAAUAUAACGGGGAGAAAGGAGAACGCGUGUAGGCACGGUGUAGGAAUUUCCAGUAGCGAGCCCUGGUUGUUAACUUUAUAACCACCCCUAUACCAACAGGUCCUAUGACAGGUUACAACAGUUUAACUUGGCCAGAUGGGCAGGAUAUAAUUAAUUAAUAAAUAAUAAUAAUAAUAAUUGUUGUUGCUAUCGUUAUUGUUAUUAUUAAAAUUCAGUACUAAAAACAGUUAAAACAAAUUGCAGCCAUGGGAAUAGGAUGAGUCCUGAAAACAGGUCUCAGGUGCCAAAGUGAAGGUACAAGAUACAUCUUUGUAGGGAGGGAAUUCCACAAUUUAGGGCCGUCUGGCCUGUUUCAGAGUCUAACUCAGGGGUCAGCAAACUUUUUCAGCAGGGGGCCAGUCCAUUGUCCCUCAGACCUUGUGGGGGGCCAGACUAUAUUUUGAAAAAAAUAAUGAAUGAAUUCCUAUACCCCACAAAUAACCCAGAGAUGCAUUUUAAAUAAAAGCAUACAUUCUACUCAGGUAAAAACACCAGGCAGGCCCCACAAAUAACCCAGAGAUGCAUUUUAAAUGAAAGGACACAUUCUACUCAUGUAAAAACACGCUGUUUCCUGGACCAUCCACAGGCCAGAAUGAGAAGGCGAUUGGGCUGGAUCUAGCCCCCGGGCCUUAGUUUGCCUACCCAUGGUCUAACUCUUCUUCUUUGGAAAUGAUUGAUAAUAAUGAAUCUGGUGUAGACAUUGUGUUUGCCUGAGCUAGCUUCCUUCUAUAUAAACACACACACACAAACACUUCAGGCAAAUUCAUCUUGGCCCAUAGCACCUUUCGGAUACCCUCCUCCUUGUUUACUUCUGCCUUUUCGGUGCUCCUCUCCAUGUCUUGUUUUGUUUUUAAAAAGCGUUGAAACGCUGCAAAGAAGGCUUGACUGUUUCUUUUACCAAGGAAUAGAUUAGCACCUCCCCAAGAAUGUCAAAAGCUCACAAUAGCCAUAUUCAAAACCCAGGACCAGAUGUCCUCAAACGCAUACUCUUAAGUCAUAGUAGUCAAAGAAUAAACAAACAUCUGUGACUGACGUAGCUGCCUCAAGUAGGCUAAUACCUCCGUCGGGGUAAUUCAUUUUGGAGGAGCAGACUAAGAAGCAGCAGAAUCAAAAUGAAGACAGCUUUUGUUAUUGUUUUGACCCUUCUAACCAUUUUUGUAGGUAGGUAUUAUUAGCAAUGGGGGGUGGAAGGGAAUAUGUACUAUUCUGUCGGGAGCUCUAGACAGCAGACUGGCUUGUUGUAUUUUGCUACUGAAAUUUUCUCCACGAUUCUGGCUGAACUUCCUACUGUGGUGUUACACUGCAGCCUUUUAAUUUUGACAGCUUGACAACCAGGCUAGUGUGGAAGAUAAUCUAUAGAGAUCAAUAUCAGCCCUAUUCCUGCGCAUGUUUACUUAGCAGUAAGCCCCGCUGAAUUCAACGGAGCUUAUUUUCCCAGCAAGUGUUCUUAGGAUUGCAGUCUGAAAGAGAUCCAUCCUGUGGAUAUUAGAGUCACAGAUCAGUAAACAAACUGCUAGCUGCUGUUCUCUUGAACACACUUCCUACUAGGGUUUACGUACUUGUUCUGGGUAAAUAUGCUUAAGAUCUCACUGUGCUGCUACAAUCCUAUGCAUCCUUACCUGGGAGCAAUUGCCUUUGAAUUCAAUGCACUUAACUUCCACAAAACGUUGCACAGGGUCCUUUAAAGUUGUAAACCUGUUUUUUUUUAAUUGCCAGUAUUUUACUGCAGCUCUUGCUGAGUGAUCCAUGCUGUUUCUUUGCCUAGAUAAGGCUCUCAGACCAAUCAAUCAAUCAAUCAAUCAAUAAAAUAAAUGCCUUUAUCUUGCAUAGCAGCCCUUUAGAUGAUGAAGUGCAAUAUUAACCAGGAUGGUUCUCCUGCACAAACUGUGUUGAAAUGAAUGAGAGCUGUUCAGAGCACGCCUUCCAUUCAUUUCAAUGGGGCUUGCACACACACACACACACACACACACACACACACACGCACACCCCAGUGGAUUGUACCCAAUGGAAAUAGAGUAAAUCUGAUCACAAGUAGACGGUGCCGUUAUACUUUCCUAAUUUUGUGAAGAGAUGUGGUUCUAUGUAGGUUUUGUUUACUUUAACCUAUCCAACUUAUAAACAAGCCCUAGUUUAUUAUUAAAAAUGGUUUCAGAUUCCACUCAUGCCUCCUGGAAUGUAAUAUCCUCCUGAGAAGGCACUGUAAUGAAAGAACACUUUGUGUAUUGUAAUAUAUAUAUAUAUAUAUAUGUGUGUGUGUGUGUGUGUGUGUGUGUGUGAGAGAGAGAGAGAGAGAGAGAGAGAGAGAGAGAGAUACACACGCACACAUCUAUAAUAUAAGCCUUCUAAAUACUUUAUCGUGUACCUGAAAACUUAACUAUUCUUGUCCAUUUCGCUUUUUUAAAAAGAUGCCUCGCCAAUACUACCAGAAAAACAAGCCAAGCAGCUUUUGAGAACCCGUCGCGAAGACAGACCAAGAAAAGCUGGCUUCCCUGAUGAACCAAUGAGGGUGAUUUUAAUAUUUCACUUAAGUAAAACAGAUGAUUUUGGGUUGUUUGUUUUUGCUGGCUUAUCUUUAAAUGCGACAGAUUCUAAGCAAACCAUUAAAAUCAGCACAAAGCUUCUAUUGUUAAGCUUUUGAACAUUUUUUUGCCAAAAUAAACUCAAGCGGAUCAUUUCUACAAUGGCAUGAUUGAAUGUACCUCUGUGUUCUAUCUAUGCGACUUCUUGCCAUUGCUCUCCAGGUCUGAGAAUCAAUAACUGUACACACCUGCUACUCCAUUCUAACAAAAUGGCUCAGUUUUUAGUUAAGAAAGCUGUAUUUCAUCUGCAGGAAGGGGGCACCAAUCAAGCAAUGCUUUAAAUUAUUGUGUGCAUUAAUGUACAAAGUGAAGGAAAGAAGAGUAUGCACAACAAAUCCUAAUUUUUUAAAAACAACAACGACCCACUAUAAUAUUAAGCCUGUAAUUCUAUAUUUACAUUACUGAUCAUUUUUAGGAACUUAAUAAAAGAGACCAGGAUUCCCCCACCCCCCAGUCGUCUACCCUUUUAGUCUCAUAUAUUCCAUAUGCUUGUCAUUUAUUCAUCUUUACAGACCUUCAACUACCAUUCACACACAGGAGGGACUUUGGUCUUAUAGCAUUCGCUACAAACUGUUGUGAAGCGAGGCCGCAUUACACCAUCAUGUUCUUUUUUCAUGUUGUUUCUGAUUUGUCCGCAAGCCAAGCAACUUGUACCAGAGAGGUAAAGGUAAAGGAAAAGGGACCCCUGACCAUUAGGUCCAGUCGUGGCCGACUCUGGGGUUGCGGUGCUCAUCUCGCUUUAUUGGCCGAGGGAGCCGGCGUACAGCUUCCGGGUCAUGGCCAGCAUGACUAAGCCGCUUCUGGCGAACCAGAGCAGCGCACGGAAACGCCGUUUACCUUCCCGCCGGAGCGGUACCUAUUUAUCUACUUGCACUUUGAUGUUCUUUUGAACUGCUAGGUUGGCAGGAGCUGGAACCGAGCAACAGGAGCUCACCCCGUCGCGGGGAUUCGAACCGCUGACCUUCUGAUUGGCAAGUCCUAGGUUCUGCGGUUUAACCCACAGUGCCACCCACGUCCCGUUUGUACCAGAGAACACUGCCUUAAACGCAAAGCAGGCAUGGGGGGUGGCGAUCAUGCAGUUGACCUCUGCCUUAAUGGAGAUCUAGGUGUCUCUGCGCAGUGUUUUAAAAUGUGCUGUAUUUAUUUACUGAUACUUAAAAACAAACAAACCUGAUUAGGUCUAGAUGCUUUCUUCUUUGUUUAUUAUUAUUUAAUUUUUGAUAGUUUUUAAAAAUUAAUAUUAAAUCAUACUACUUAUAACUAUAAUAUGGAGAUACAUACCGAGAGAAAAUUGAUAGUAGAGAGACAGAAUAGAGUGUUUUUUUCAGGAUGUGAUGCUAAGAAAGAUGGGAGCUGUCCCAGGUGGGAGCUGGGAAGAUGUGGAUCACUGUGUACGGAAGAUUAAGAUACAAAGUUGACAGAAUAUAAAAUUUUGUUUGUGUGUGAGUGUUUUUCUUCUUUCUUCUUUGUCUUUACUCUCUUUUUUCAUUUUUUAUUAUUUUGUUCUCUUUAGAUAGCAGCUUAGUUUGGUUUUUAUUGUAUUAUACGUUGAAAACCUUUAAUAAAAUUGAGUUUAAUGAAACAGAUUCAGGUAGGUAGCCGUGUUGACAUGCUGACGCAGUCGAAAUAAAUUAAAUAAUUGUCCAGUAGCACCUUAGAGACCAACUAAGUUUGUUCUGGGUAUAAGCUUUCGUGUGCAUGAACACUUCUUCAGAUACACUGAAACAGAAGUCACCAGACCCUUAUAUAUAGUGGGAGGGUGGGGUGGGGUUUUUCUCAUAAGGGUAGUACCAGAAAUGUGCAAAUGUGUAGGUUCCUGGAGAGAAGAUUGGGGCUGUUUUGCUCCUCCUCCAGUUCUACUGCUCUAUAGUGAGCUAAGCUAUGGUUUGGCUUAGCGUUUGUCUCACUACACAUGAACGGUGAGGGAUAAGUCAUAGAACAAACCUACAGCUUGUUGUUUGCCUGAAGUGAGAUAAACCACAAGCCUGAGUUCAGACACAUCACUAAGCCAUGGCUUAGUACAGUGGUACCUCGGGUUACAGACGCUUUAGGUUACAGACGCUUCAGGUUACAGACUCCCCUAACCCAGAAAUAGUACCUCAGGUUAAGAACUUUGCUUCAGGAUGGGAACAGAAAUCGCUUGGUAGCGGCGCGGCGGCAGCAGGAGGCCCCAUUAGCUAAAGUGGUGCUUCAGGUUAAGAACAGUUUUAGGUUAAGAACGGACCUCCAGAACGAAUUAAGUUCUUAACCCGAGGUACCACUGUACAUAGUAGCAGCAGGGCAAAAGGAAGAGAAGCAGCUGUGAUCUCUCUGAGAACCUGCAUGUUAACUCAUUCGUGCUAAACCAUAGUUUGGCUUAGCCUUACGUGCAAACUGGGUCAGUAAGUUUGCUGUUAGCAUAUACUAUGGGUAAAGCAACAGUUACUCUAAGGUGGUUCAGUACAUCUAACCAACAGACUCAGUGGCCCAUCUCUGAGUGGCUUUAAAAAAUACUUUCCUUUAACAGGAAUACCUGCUUUACCUCCAGCAACUGGAACAGAGAUCUGAAGAACAAUUCUUUGAGCACUGGCUGAAUCCACACUGCCUCCCUCAUUGCAACAGGAAUAUAGUUCACCCGGUGUAAAAGGGUCAGUUCCUUUCUGAAUGACAGCAAGCCUUCUUUUCAUUUUUAACUAUUUCUUUCGGGGCAGAAACCUCAUUUUGCAAUGCGGUGUUGUGAUAACAUUUCCCAAUAUUUCUUCCCAGAUCAUCCUUCUGUGUGGGGGAAAAGAAACCGUCAACGUUAAAUGAGACAAGAUUCACCUAGUACUGUCUAUGCCAGUAGAACAUCCAAGGCUUGGGUGUUUUUGGAGACUAAUCUGCUACUUAGCUGAGCUUUCUUGGUAACGACGAUAAGCACUUCAUUUUGAUGAAAAAGCACAGGUAUACAUUUGUGCAAUCUCCCAGGCCUCUAUCUCUCUCUGAAACAUGGAAUCGUGAUUUCUAGUUUAGAAAGCGGUAGGUUCCUUAGACAUCCCUAAGAAUUCUGUUGCUAUUCUUGUUCUUCAAAAUGCAGCCACCUGAAGUGGUUUAAGUCAGCAUCUGUGCAUCUGUUUUUAAGUCAACAACCUCAGCGGCCAAGGACCAUAGCUGUCAACCUUCCCCUUUUUUGCUGGAAAUUCCCUUAUUCCAGCACCGUUUCCCGCUGCUUCCCGCUGCUAUCCCGGAUUGUUAGAUAUCCCGUAGACUGUCCCUGAGGCUGCUGAUCCCUUAUUUUCGAGGCUGCUGUUCCCUUAUUUCCAAAUCUGAAAGUUGACAGCUAUGCCAAGGACUUCCUGUACCCCGGCAUAGUUUCCUUCAACUGCAAUGCUUUGCCCAUUGACUUGGGAGCAAGUUCCUUUGAACUGAGCAUUCCUGGAUUGCUCGGUUGGUUAGAGCGCCUGGUGCUGAUAAUGCCAAGGUUGCGAGUUUGAUCCCCAUAUGAGACAGCUAUUUGGACUAGAUGAUCCUCAGGGUCUUUUCCAACUCUACAGUUCUGAUUUUAUGCAGGGAACUGGGCUGCAUCCUUCUCCCAUCCCUGCUCAUUCUUUACCAAUUAUAAUGUAUAAUCUGAUCUGAUGCCUGAUUUGGAACUGAAUCCUACCCAGUUUAAUAAAAUGUAAUCCCAGAGAAGAUGGGCAUCUUAAUGAUCUAUACUGCCUCUCUAGCAAGACCAGAUGCAAAAGAAGGCAGGACCCCGUACCCUUACUAGUUGCAUAGAAGCGGGGAUUUCAGCAGGUGUAGCUUGUUAACGGAAAAAUCCGAGGGCUCCCUUGGACAAAAACAAAGACACCAACCAGGAUUAUUUGGAGCAAAACAGCAGCCUGUAGGCUUGGCCUUUAUUGAUCUGUUGCAACAGGGUGCUCCCUUCACCUGCAGGAGAGAGGAGGGACCCAGAAAAAUGGCAUGCAAGGCCUUAUAAAGACUUUUAAAAUUCCCACCCUGUAGAUCAAGACCACCCCCAGAAACAUCAUACAUACAUCACAGAAGGGGUGUAACCUAAGACCACCCCUCAGAUACAUCACACCUACAUCACAGAAAAGGCGGUCUAAAACAGAAAUUUUAAUAUUGGUUUUUUUUCUCCUGCCCUUGUUUAUCUCCUGUCUGGCAGGUUACUUGAUUGGAUUUCCUGGGUAGCCUGGCCAGUCUUUUGUAAUGAUAAAUACUUAGUUCCUGGGCCAUGUCACAGGCUCACACCCUAUUCAAACACAGACAUACCCUUAAGACAGGAUUUGUGAAGGAAAAGACAAUGGGGAGGCUUUUCCAUUUUGACCUUGCAGAGAAAAGAUUUGGCCAGUUUAGGAAUCAAAAUGGUUCCAGGUUGGCCUUCCUGUGCUGAUCUAUGUAUGUGCUUGGUUGGUACACUUAUGAACAUUACCAUAUAUCUAAGACUUCAAAAUUCCUAUCGCAAGCUUAAAUGGCAAGCAGACCCACUGAAAUCACCUCUUCUUCUGCACAACUAGUAAUGGUGUAGAAGCCCUGUCCAUUUUUUCACCUGGCUGCCCUCCCCCCACUCCUUUUCUGCUACUUCUAUUUGUUUGUUCCCCUCAGUUUCUCUCUCUUUUUUCUGAUCUUAAGUUCCGUUCUCCGCACUUCCGCAGCAAUGUGCAUAUUUUUGUUUUAAAAUCCCCACGAAGAUUCGUCGUCUCAUUGCAAACUUCUCCUAAUGCACACAUAUUUGAACGCAGUUUUGACUGAUCUACACUUUUUUUUUGAAUGCCAUUUCCUCCAGUACAAUGCCUUUUUCUGCACAUCAUAUGGUCCUUCAUUAUUGUGGAGAAGUGCACAUUUUGAAGGGUUUUUCUCGUGUAUCAGUUGGGCAGUAUAAAUAGGGUAGUUUCUAAUUAAAACAGCUUGUGUCCUCAGAGAUGUCCUUUCAAGAAUGCAAGUUUGUGUGUGCCCACACACAUAUUUCCUCGAAGUUGAGGAAUACAUAGCUGCAAUUUUGUUCCAAAUGUCAGAAACUUCCACUUUAGGGUAGAAAAGGAAAUUGGAAGCUUUCACUAAUAAGUAGCCACAGGGGCAAAUAACGUAGUGGAUUUGGAAGAUGAGCUGAAUGACAGUAGUUUUGCUAAUUACUUUGUAAUUAAAUGCAACCAUUUGCUCAGCAUUAGCUUUCUGUUAAUUGCCUC